UGACCACUCUCCUUCACACCACUGAGCUGCUGAGACUGCCCAGAGCGUCCUGUCUUUUACCUUGACCCCUUUCCCAUUCUUUCAAGCAACAAAAUAUCAACGAGGCCAUUCUCACUAUCGAGUCCGAGAUACUCUAGUGAUCGCCCAUUGUCCUUCCUUCUUGCAUAUCCUGGCAACUUGCGACGUCGUAUACGACCAACAUCCCAGGCACAGCCCUACCAGCGACUUACAGAGAAACCGAUACCCCACCCUCCUUUGAACCUAAACACACAGCCCGUUAAAGCCGCGAUCAUGCAGCUUGCCACCGUUUUGGCAUCGCUCAUUGGCGCUGCCGCUGCCAUCGGGGACAAGCGCACGUUCGCUGUGCUGCGUCACCAUGGAGAUGGCCCGCUCAUGACCGGUCGGGUCGAUCCUAUUAUCAAUCCCGGCACCGUUGGAAGCCACGUCCAUACCGUCAUGGGGGCAAGCAACUUCGGCAUGAACUCGACAGGUGCGGACCUGCGCAAAUCCAGGUGCACUACGGCCCUGAUCAAGGGCGACCUGAGUGCCUACUGGUUCCCAAGACUCUACUUUGAGGACCCCAAGGACGGCCACUUUGAACCCGUCGAGAUGUUCUACAUGAACGUCUAUUACUUCUUUGAGGCCACCAAUGACAAGAUCGUCUCUUUCCCGGUUGGCCUGAGGAUGGUGAGCGGAGACGCCAUGACCAGAGAUCCUCCAAACAGGGACGGAACCCAGAACCUCGACCCUUCCAAGGGCCCUGUCAAUCCCCUCCAGUGGACGUGCCCCCGUAGCAACUUCAACCCCCCUAGCUGGCCUGCCGGCUCUGACGGUACCAAGGGCGGCAUUCAGGACCCGAACAAUCAGGGCUCCGGCGUGGGCUUCCCCUUCGCAAACUGUGACGGCUACGCGUCUCCUCUCCGAAUGGACCUCCACUUCCCUUCUUGCUACAACCCCGCUGCCGGUCUCGAGAACUUCAAAUCCAACAUGGCCUUCCCGACGGAUGCUGGUAAUGGCAAGCAGGACUGCCCGAAGGGCUGGGUUCACGUCCCGCAUAUCUUCUAUGAGGUCUAUUGGAACACCCCCAAGUUCCAGGACCGGUGGACCCAGAACGCCGGGUCUCAACCCUUCAUCCUUGCCAACGGCGACCGAACCGGCUACUCGGGACACGGCGAUUUUAUUUCCGGCUGGGAUGAGACUGUUCUGCAGAAGAUCAUCGAUACAUGUGAUGCCGGCUCAGCUGGCAUGGACAAGUGCCCCACGAUUAUUGGCGGUCUCAAUGACCAGGCCCCCUCGUGCAACAUCAAUUCUCCCGUCAACGAGGUCAUCGAUGGUGUCUUGGCGAAGCUGCCAGGUGACAACCCGGCGUCUGGCUGGGGUGUUGGCUCGGCUCCCAAGCCUCCCGCUUCCUCCAAGCCUCCCGCUUCUUCCAAGGCCCCCACUUCCUCCAAGCCCGCCUCCACCAAGCCCGCCUCCAACCCCCGACCCGCCAGUUCCUCUACCACCAGCGCCGCUGCUCAGAAGACCAGCCUCCCUGCCGGCAAUGCCAUAGUAGAUCCCGUCCCAGCCAAGAUUCCUACAGAUCCUAGCUCGAAGAAGCCCACCAGUACCGCUCCUCCGGCCCCUCCCGCUCAGAUCACUAAGGCGGCCAAACCAAGCAGUACCACCGUUGGCGGCAACGUCGAAACCGUGUGGGAGACUGUUACCGACUGGAAGACGGUGACCGUCUACGCUGGCUCUAAGCCCACCGCUGCUCCCGGUGCAGCGCUGCCCGAUGUUGCAGGCUUCAAAUACGCAGGCUGCUUCAAGGAUGCAUCGAACCGUGUCCUGGCCGGUGAGAUCCGGCCCAACUUAGGAAGGGUCACGAACACCCUGUGCAUCGACCAUUGCAGGAGCAAGGGAUGGGCCCUAGCCGGCACCGAGUACGGUGGCCAGUGCUACUGCGGCAACGAGCUCGUCGGCUCCCAAUUGCAGGAGGAGUCCCUCUGCAACAUGCCUUGCGAGGGCGACGAAGGGGAGACUUGUGGAGGCGGCUGGAGCCUGAGUGUUUACUCUGCAGACGGCUCGGCCAACACCAAGCGCCACCUCCACAACCACCUCGCCUACCACCGCCGUGCGCCCUCCGUCCGUCGCAGAUGAAUGCCCAAUCGGCAACCCGCUUAG
Molecule: messenger RNA, 2163 nt
Organism: Phialemonium atrogriseum
Lineage: Eukaryota; Fungi; Ascomycota; Sordariomycetes; Cephalothecales; Cephalothecaceae
Product: putative WSC domain protein
Exons: 2
Coding region: 292-2139 (615 amino acids)
Source: RefSeq, a predicted model, not a curated record